AAAGUCCCAACCGGAAAUGAAAUUUUCGAGUGCGUCGGGUCGUCACGUGACCACCGACAGUUUCUUUCCGGAUGUGACUUUUUUUGACAGGCAGUUAGUCUUGAAAAGCCAGGAUGCUGCCCCGUCACUUGCGUAGCUUCGUCGUCGCCCAGCAUGCGCGUCUGCCAGCCCGGCUGUCGUCCAAGGCUUUCCCACCGCCGUUCCGGAUACCCCCAGCACCGCAGUACUCGUGCUCAUCGUUUCCUGCCGGAUCCCGCUCGUUUCACGCUUCGUGUCGACGUCGGAACGAAGUUCCCAAGUCUCCGUUCCAGACAUUCGUGGAAGUCCUGCGAGAGGAACUGCGCAAGAAUCGCGAGUUGCAGGACAACGUCAAGCAGCUCCAGGGAGACGUGGACAAGCUGCAGGACUCGGAGGCGAUGAAGCGUGCAAGGGAUAUGUACGAGCGUGCCAGGUUGACAUCGAGCAUUAAAGAGAACCCUCGUUUGAGAGCGGCUGCAGAGGAACUCAAGAAAGCCGGUAUUAAAGUUGGCGAUGCAGUCUCCGAGGCACUCAAGACGAUGGAGGAAAGUGAGAUCAUGCGAGCGAUCUCCCGUGCGACGUCUUCACUAUCUAGCACUAUCGCUCAAACUACAGAACCAAUUCGGAAUACUGCCGCCUACAAAACUCUCGCAGAAACUCUCGUCGAUGCACUCGACGACUCGGGUUCCGCCAAACACGCUGGGUUUGAGAGCAAAGAAGCCAGGCGCAAACGUCGACAGAGACGCCUGGAGAAGGCCGGUCUUGCUGGUAGACGCGUCGUUGAAAAUACAGAAGCCGGUCAAGCACUCGUCUCGGUGAAACCUUCACCUCGACAAGAAGCUUGGGAGCAAUUCAAAUCCACGAAUCCGCUCAUGCAACAACUCUCGUCCCUCCGCGCUGCCUACCAAGAAUCAGAAUCACCUCUGAUUACCCCGAUACGCUCGGUCACUUCUGCGAUCGGCUCAUGGUUCGAAGAGACCGAAGUAGCACAAGUGACGCGGAUGAUGAGAGCACUCGACCCGCACUUCUCGAGAGAGGCGUUCGAGAGGGAGCUGAGAGAGUAUAUCGUUCCCGAAGUUGUAGAUGCAUAUCUCAGCGCAGACAAAGAGGCGUUGACGAAAUGGUGUUCUGAGGCGAUUUACAAUGUGCUGUGGGCAACGAUGGAACAAUACCUUCGUCAGGGACUCAUCAGCGAUAGCAAGGUCUUGGAUAUCCGUCAAGUCGACGUCUCCGAUGCCAAAAUUCUGGAGAACGAGGUUCCUGUGUUUGUGGUGACGUUUUCGACACAAGAAAUGCUCCUCUUCCGGAACCCUGUCUCGCGUGAAAUUGUCAUCGGCGCCGAAAACCGUGUCGAGCAAUGCGUAUACGCUGCUGUCCUAACCCGUGUUGCAGAGGAGAUCUCAGACGAGUUGACAGGCGGAUGGAAGGUUGUCGAGAUGGCGCGUAGAUCCGCACGGGCAUAUCUUUAGCCUACCCGUUUCAUCCUCUUUCACUCCAUCAUCAUGUUCGUCGUUCAACACCUUCUGCCUAUCCAGUUAUCAUAGACUGUUGCAUCCACUACGCACGGUGCGCCCACUUACAUAGCCAAGUAGCAUAAUAUCCAGUUCAUCGAUUGGACUCACUGCACAAAUUCACCACUCAUACAGUUCUGCGGGUCUUGGACUUAUCGUGUUCUGAGCGGUCUCUUCUUCUCGGCCUGUUUAUCGCGCUGCGUAAAAGUAUUUCGGGUGGUUCAACAUAAUGAGAUACCUUAGGGUCUCGUCGGGGAAUAAUAAUCCUGCGUAAGCUUUGUCAGAUAUCGCUAUAGAGUCACGAAAUGAACAACGCAAAUUCACG
Molecule: messenger RNA, 1854 nt
Organism: Pisolithus orientalis
Lineage: Eukaryota; Fungi; Basidiomycota; Agaricomycetes; Boletales; Pisolithaceae
Exons: 7
Coding region: 114-1487 (457 amino acids)
Biological process (GO): protein import into mitochondrial matrix
Cellular component (GO): mitochondrial inner membrane
Molecular function (GO): protein-folding chaperone binding
Source: RefSeq, a predicted model, not a curated record